Molecule: messenger RNA, 5932 nt
Organism: Xyrauchen texanus (razorback sucker)
Lineage: Eukaryota; Metazoa; Chordata; Actinopteri; Cypriniformes; Catostomidae
Product: autism susceptibility gene 2 protein homolog
Exons: 19
Coding region: 741-4487 (1248 amino acids)
Source: RefSeq, a predicted model, not a curated record
AGCAGAGGAAGAACACCGGACAGAAGCACACAAUGCAGUUUGACUGCUACGGGUUAUCCACCCAGACUUCACGUAUGUCUGAGCUUCCCAAAGAACAUGAAGAAAACCAUUUAUCGUAUUUUGACGAUCGGGCCGAAAAGUAAGCUUUCGUAAGUCCAUUUCCACGUUACGCUUGAGAGAAAUCCAGCUCCUGCUGCCGAGACCGGCGAAAUCUCCAGUCUUCACCGCUCAGAGUGAAUCACACAGCGGGCCGCGGAAGGAGGUGCCCGGCCUGCGCUGACGGGUCUGCGCUCAACAUCCGUGACGGUACAACUCCAGCCCGAGGCUUCGGGGCCCGUUGUAUAUUAUUAUCGUUUUAAAUGGAGGCUCGGGCGAAAGCAGAAGCCAGAGGAAAAUUGACCUCUGUACAGUUCAAUUGAUGAACGUGACAAUGUCUUGACUGAAAGGAAGUAACUGGAAUAUCUUGUAGCAUUCAUAAUCGGUGUGUUUUUGGAUUAAACAGGUCCGGCGAUGCCCAGACAUGACUGUGCUCAGACUGCAGUGUGCUCACACCGUAAAGCCUCCAAUUAACUCUAUUAUAUUAUAAGACAGGAAUAGAAAACAACAUUUUCAUCUGAGAUCUGGUCCAGGGGGCAUUGUUUUUUUUGGGUUUUUUUUUUUACUUUGUGCUAGUUAUAAACUAUCCCAGGCCGGACCAGGGUGUGUUAUCUUAUUAAGUGCCUUUUGAACGGUGCAUUGACAUGGACGGUCCCAGUCGAAGCGGAGGGUUCAGGCAGAGCCGUCGCUCCCGCUCCCAGCGCGACAGAGAGCGGCGGCGGAGGAGAGCGGAUCUCGCUGAACACAGGGCCUCGUCGCCAUCCUCGGCCUCGGAUCAAGAACUCUGCAGAAGAGACUCCCUGCUCGGUGCUAACGGAGCAGUAUGCAGACCAGGCUUCCCCGGGGUCCGACACCGGCCUCCACGUCGGAGGAAGCGAGAAUCGGUGUCCUGCGAGGAGGACAUCAUCGAUGGAUUCGCCAUAGCCAGCUUCAUAAGCCUGGAGGCGUUGGAGAUGGACAGUUCUUUAAAGCCAGCAGAACAAUCUGGUUUGUUAAUGGGUAGAGGAAUCAAAAGGAAGAGAGGCCUAGAUGAAAACGGAAGGCCUCUGUCAGAGCCGGAGGAAGGACCUCCUGCAACGUACACCAACAGUUGGGAGCAGCGCAGGAAAAUCAAAUCUAAACUGAAGAGAAAAGGAGACACAAAGGUGUCAGGGAAUCACAUGGAGACAGGAUACAUUUGUGAUACAGAGAGUGAGUCAGGGGGCAAGGCUACUGACAAUAUGGAGCCUGCAUUUAUCGUGUGCACAAGGGAAGCAGUUAACUCAAACAUGGCAAGCUCUACUGUAGGCAAUGGUUGCCCUCUCUUGCCCUCAAAUAGCUCUUUACCCCUUCUCUCAGUCACACCUUGGGUCUCUGGCCUGGAGAGGAGUCAGGAGAAGAGUAUGGAGCAGCCUUACCCUGAGCCCAUUUCUACCUCAUCCUCACUCCCUAGCCUGACGGCACAUUCCACUGCAUCCAUCUCCACCUCACUUCCUGGUCAGCGUAAUGGAAAUGGCGGUCCCCAUCAUCACCAUGGUCCUAGCCCACCACAGCACAAACACAAGCCUUUUCUCCCAUUCCCUGGAAAGUCACAAUCGAUCUUUGCAGUGGGCAGCAACAACAGGAGCAGUACUUCAGGCAAGCCUCCAUCUUUAUCUGCCUCUUCAUUAUCAAUCAGACCACCUACUCCUGCUAAAAGUGUAUCCCUUGGUCGAGGCCCAGGGGGCAUUGGGACUGUAAGACCGUCGUCUCGACCAAGUCCCGGUGCAGUCUUUACACCGUCUCCUAGCCUCCCUCCACCACCUCCUCUUCUGCAGGUUUCACCACACACUUCGACAGAUCAGGAUGUGAUCUGUCAAGAUUUGCCAGAAUCCAGUGCACCUGGAGGACCGUCCGUGUCAGGUUCAAGUUCUGGGACCUCCAGUAGAUCCUCGCAGGCCCAGAACUCAAUCCCCACAAUGGCCUACCAGUUCCAUCAGCACAAUCACCAGCACCAGCACACUCAUACUCACCAACACUUCUUGCAUCACACCGCAGCAGCAGCACCACUGUUUGAUAAGUAUCCAGGCAAGAUAGAGGGUCUGUUUCGACACCCCUUUUUUCCUCAGUACCCACCAUCUGUGCCUGGAAUACAGCCUGUUCUUCCACCCACUGGACCUUUCAGUUCAUUGCAGGGAGCUUUUCAGCCUAAGCUUGUUGCCCUUCAGGGGGCUGCUUCUGAGAUGAAUCCUGGUUUGGGAGUUGUACCUCCCCAUCUGCAACCUAAAGCUACAAGGCUUACAGACCCAUUUGCACCACCACCGAAAGUCAGUAAUCAGAAACCUGGAAAAUGGUGUGCUAUGCAUGUCCGUGUGGCCUGGAUGAUUCUAAGGCAUCAAGAGAAAGUCAAGCUUAUGCAGGCUGAUCCUCAAAAGCUGGACUUCCGUAAUGACCUGCUGCCACGACUCCCUGGCCCUGGUAUUGGAGGACUAGGAGGUCUAGGGCCACUUGGUCCCCUUCCACCAACUCAUGAUCUUACAAGACCAGGAAGCCUGUUCGUAGCCACUGGUGGAGUCAAUCCGUCCUCCACACCAUUCAUGCCUCCAUCAACGCCCCACUCCUCUUUCCUCACCCCAGCUGCACAUCUGGACCCAUAUGGUCGUUCACCCCCCUUCUCUUCUCUGGGAGCCUUGGGUUCUGGUGCCUUUGGGGGCUUAGGCAGCCCCACAAUAGCUGCAAGUGCGGUUGGAGGUUUAGGUAACCCCCAUGAUCCAUGGAAUCGUCUGCAUGUUACCCCUCCUUUUUUCCCCUCUGGAUCCUCUUGGGUUAAAGGACCUGAGAAAAGAGAUGAUAGAGGAAAGGACAUGGAGAGAAGAGAGCUGACUCAUAUAAAAGAUGAAAAGGACAGAGACAGUCUCUUGUAUGGACGCCAGCCUGUGCGAAUGUCACCUGGUGUCCCAACCCUCAAGCACCGCAGCAGCACCCCUAGUUCACAUAUGAAUGGCUUGGGCUCACUAAGCGGAGGUGGGGUGCAGUCUGAUAACCAAAGUAGAGAGCGUGAGCGAGAAAGAGAGGCAGACAAGAGACAACAUUCUGCAUCUAGGGCACCAGCGUCAGCUUCCUCUGCAGCACCGGACAGACCUCGAUCUUCAACAUCGUCUGUUCUCACAACUUCUCCUGGUGCACCCUUAGCACAUUCUCCUCUGGAUAUUUUUCACCGGCAGCCACCACACACUCUUAGCACAGAAUCUUCACAAAGAGAGAACAAUGGUCCAGCCUCUUCUUCCUCCUCUGCUAGUUCACUUCCAGUCAAGAAACCUGAUCGGACCACAACUCCGGUAUCCAAAUCUGCACUUUGCCUAACCUCUGGGAUGCUCCUACCCCAAGUCAAGGUCAAAGAAGAACGUAAAGAGGAGCCCGAGCCAGUGCCCAUCUCCUUAUCACAUCAUGCUGUACCUCCACACAGCUUUGAGCAGCCCAGUAGUCGACAUCACCACCAUCCAUCCACCCCAUCCUCAACUCACUCAUUGACUCCUACACCUGGCGUGCCUCUUCCUCCACCAACUCCACAUCCUCCCCAUCAUCAUACUCUAUCCCUCUUAGAUCGUUCACGAGCUAUUGAUGCCUAUCUAGGGGGUUCUGGAAGUUCAGCUGGACUGGUAAUAGGUUCUGCAGCUGACCGGUUCCCACCACAUCCACAUGCUCCUCCUCAAGGUCAUUCCCAAGCCACUCACAACUUUCCAUGGGACCCUUGGAGGGACCUGGCUGCCCAACAACAGCAUCAACGCAGGGAUGUAUUGGCCUUAAGGUCAGAUCCCCACUUUGCACUUCGCUCUGAUCCACACUUGUCUCGACUGUUCCAGCAACAGCAGGUUCAGCGCUAUUUGGAGGCAGAAAGAGCGGCAGUUGCAGCAGCUGUGGCAAACAGCCCACACCAUACACAAGUACCUACCUCUAUGUCCUCUGCUAAUUCCUCAGCAACCAGACCAGAGUUUGGUUUGAUGUCCCAUCCAUUCGAUGAGGAACAACGUGCUCAUAUACUGCGGGAAGACUUUGAGAGAGCACGGUACUUUGGGAUGCACCCACAUCCACACCUAUCCACACACCACCUUCCUAGCCCAUCUCAUGCUGCUCACCUAGAACAGCUUCAUGCAGGGCUACUUGGUCACUCUCAUCUUCAUCAAGGCGGAGCCUCCACACCAUCACAUCAUUCUGGCCUCUAUGCUAGACUGGGACCUCUGAAUUCACAUUCACAUGUACCUAAUGGCAUUUUAACCAAGACCCCAGGUCUAGUUGGGGCAUUGUCAGUUGGGGCUCCACCUCCUCUCAUUCCAUCUGUGAACAGAUCCUCUACUCCAAACCGUGGCUCCAGACUUGGUGGGCCAGGAGACAUGGCCCUUUUCACCACACAUAAAGAUGGGGAGUCCAGAUAGUACUGAAUUAUUGUGCUGAAACCACACCUUACAUGGCAGAGUUCUACAGGACACUCAGACAGCACUGUUACAGUGACCAUAAACAAGUGUUGAAUCCACCUGACUUUCCAGGGCUGUUUGAUAUAUUUAUCCACUGUGGUUAUGUUGGUACAGUUAAGGUACUCCCUUGCUGUGCCCUGGUUUGUAUUAGGGUUUUCUUUACAAAAAGGCCUGUGAUGUUCAAAGACUAUUCAUUACUACUACUAAUUUGAAGACAGUGAGAUGGAUCCAGAAUUGUGUACAGUGACACCGUUAUCUGUUUUACACUUGCCGUGCAGAAUAUGUUUCUCCAACUGAAAUCAAGGAAAGCCUACUUUAGAGUUACGGUCUUGAGCUUAGCAUUUGAAGAAAGAGAAAUCGGACCCUGACUGAAAUAGUCAAGUACUUCUCUGAUUGUCUGAAUCAGCACUGUUGGGAAAUAUUUGAAUUUAAAGAUACAUGCUGUCCACAUUCUGCUUUAAAUAUUAAAGUCAAACAUCAGACAACUUCCAUGAACAUCAAUUGAACUUAAGAUUUAUUUUUUUCUUUAGAAAAGUUAUUAUGAACUGUACAUCUUGUUGGAUAAUAUUUUAAAAUUCAAAGGGAAAGAACUGUCUCCCAUUCAUUAGUCAGGCUUGGCAUAAGAGCUGGGCCAGAAUAUAGUAGAAUAGUGAUAUUUCUUUUGUAAUAAUUAUUGUUAACAUGAAAUACCUUCCAUAAUAAAUAUAUUCACUGUUUAUGUUAUAAUGUCAUGUUUCAGGUCUCACCAAAUGCACUCCCAUGUUUAAAUGAGUCAGUGAUGAUUACAGUCCAGCAAAGAACUACAGUGAUAUUGCUCUGAUCCGAUAUAUUGGUUGUGUUGAUAUCAAUGUACUAAGGAUGUAACAAAGCCAGCCUCAACAGUGCAUAGAACUGAAUAUAUUUAUACUUUGGGAGAGGUGUGUGUGUUAUUUUUGUUUGAUCAAGGUUGAAGCUGGUGGAUGUCUCCAGAAAAACAAACAUCAUACAGACAAACUCAGAAUGACAUGGGUCCUCUAUCUACUGGACAAAAGAAGUGCUCAUCUUGUAACUGCAGCUAAACUACAGGAUUAAAGGACUCUUAAAUAGAGAUACAGGACAUUCUGGAUUAAUUGUUUGAGCAAAACCAAUUUUAUACAUUUUAAAUAUGCCCCCUCCCCCUGCAAAGAUAACCACAAAGAUGAAUUAAACAAAUGGUUGGUUAUUUACAUGUGUGUUAUUGUAUUGAUUCAUUGUGUAUAGCUGCUCACACAUGAGUAUCUAUAAUAUAAAAGUUUAUUACUGCCACAUCACAAAGUUGAGUCAAGUUUUGAUGGUAUAGUCUAUGCUUUUCAUAUUUCAUUUUACUUCCACGUUCAUAAAACUAACAUCUAUUAUUAAUAUAAUUUAAACUAUAAGACUGCUCAAAG